Messenger RNA from Sander lucioperca (pikeperch), 2640 nucleotides. RefSeq names its product hemicentin-1. The transcript is spliced from 8 exons. The coding region runs from base 364 to 2136 and encodes 590 amino acids. NCBI's taxonomy places the organism in Eukaryota, Metazoa, Chordata, Actinopteri, Perciformes, Percidae. Gene Ontology annotation, molecular function: integrin binding. The record is from RefSeq and is a predicted model, not a curated record. Gene Ontology annotation, biological process: cell adhesion.
AGAAAGCAAUUUCCCAGAAUGUCGAACUAUUUCUUCAAGCCACCCUUGCUCAAGUUCAGUCAAGUUUUCUUAAUACAUCCAUGGUUCAGACACGCUACUUUCCAAUACUGUUUACUUCCGACCAGCGCUGUGAAGUGUGGUCUGGCAAAAACUUCCGAACGACGUACUACAGUCUAGCAGUAGGCGUUUACGAGGAACACGUUAAUGCAUCACAUCACAGGGGUAGUGUUCGCGACUUUCUAUGAUCCCAGGUGAAAGAGAAAGUAGACAGCUACGACGAGGGACACACGGAUUUGGAAAUAAAUCUUUUUUUGUAUUUCAUUUAGUCGUAAAAGUGUUUCUGGUUAGCACACCGGCGAAACCAUGAAGUGGUUCUUCAUAUUAAGCGGCUUAAUAGCGUGUACAGGAAAGCCUGUGAGGUCCUCCUGUCCAGUCAAUAUGAGCCCUUCUAGAGUUGUGGUGAGAUUUGGAGAUCCCUUCUCGGUCAACUGCAGCUCACCAUCCAACCAGUUACAGUCAAUGGGCUGGGAGUCUACAUACGGCACAGGCAUAGGACGUCAAGAUGGGGUCUCGUCUGUUUCCUUAGAAAUAGACUCUGUGAAAGACUGGGACCUUACACCACUCUGCUUCAUCAAUCUCCUUGACAAUCAUCAGUGUGCAGAAACCCUAUCAGUCACUGUUUACAAAAUACCGGACAGUGUGUCCAUGUCUCAGCCAAGUCAAAUGGGCCCGAUGGUAGAGGGCGAAAAGUAUCACAUGCAGUGUGACAUUGUUAAUGUUGCACCAGUAAGAAACCUCUCUGUGAACUGGCACAAAGGAAAUAAGAUAAUCUAUACUGAGGAAUUUGACAAGACCAGUCCAUCUCCAGUCAAUACGUCAUCCGUCUUGAAUCUGACUGCCCAAAGAAGUGAUAAUGGAACUCAGAUCUGGUGUGAAGCACAGCUGAAGUUUUCGCCACCAGUACCAAAUCUACACACAAUCCAAUCAAAGUCCCAUGAAGUGGUUGUACUGUACUCACCAACCUUCACCAGGCCUGAAAAUGAGACACUGGAACUCAGUGCUGGUAGUACAAUCAUUUUAAAUUGCACUGCUACAGGAAACCCAAUGCCCGUAUACAGCUGGCAUUUUCCACACCCAAUACAACAGACGAAGAAUAAAAAUGAGAAUCAACCCAUUUUGGCCCCGUCCAUUCAGCUUUCAGGGACCUAUACCUGCACAGCGUCUAAUACCCAGGGCACCAAGACCAAAACUUUUACUGUCAUCGAAGCUACAAUGUCAGGUGAAGGUUGCUCCCUAAUCCUCAAGCCCUCCCGGGUCGUGGUGGGUUUUGGGGAGCCGGUGUCAGUCAGCUGUGAGGCCACCCGCCCGGUACGUGUCCUGGGCUGGGAAUCGGUCAUCAGUGCUGCACACACUCAACAGGACCUUUCUGUUCGGUGGAAGGUGGACAGUCUCAUUGAUUGGAUAGAGGAGCCUAUCUGUUAUGGUGUGUUCUUCACAGCUCCCAGACAGUGUGAGGAGAAGCUCAACCUUGUCCUCUACAAAACCCCCGAUAGCGUCUCCAUCAGGCCUGUGAACCACACUGGCCCCAUGGUGGAAGGAAAAGAGUACCAGCUGCUCUGCGAGGUUCAGAAUAUUGCUCCUGUUCAGUAUCUCACCCUGAGGUGGUACAAGGGGCAGACUGAAGUUUAUAACCACUCCUUCUCUGACCUCACAUCAUCCUCGCCUGUCCAAGUGUCCUCUAUCCUCAUGGUCACACCAACUAAAGCUGAGAAUGGAGCGCAGUACAGGUGCGUCGCAGAGCUGGAGCUCGGACCAGAGGGUCCACAACCACCUCCUACUGUGACCUCGGAGCCUCUUAAUGCCUCUGUGUACUUCCCCCCAAUGUUCCUCAGUCCCGAACCAGAGGUUUUGGACCUUAUAGUGGGUGCUGACAUUACCUUGAACUGCACUGCCACAGGAAACCCCACACCUGUGUACAGCUGGCAAUCCUCCAAUCCUAUUCAGGAGAGGAUGGAGGAUGAAGCAGCUCUUACCUCCCCCUCACUGCUCCCAGGGACCUACACCUGCUCUGCCUCCAAUACACUGGAGAAGAAGAGCAAGCAGUUCAUCGUCAAGGCCAAAACCAAAGGUGUUUGAAACAAGAGAUCUUGAGAUGGGAUCAGAUGACAACAUUGGACAUGCGAGGAGAUUCCAACUAAGAGGAUUUGACUGCUGCUGCUUUGGAGACGGAAACGACAAUGCAUUACAAAUAUUUAUGAGGAUCUUGCUAUCAAGCAGAAUUAGAUCUCUUUAAAACAUUUUUGAAUAUGUUAUGUUUGGUAACUGUCAUUUAUUUUUGUCAGUAUUUUAACAAAAAGUGUUUUCUGUAAAAUAGAUUGGUGGAUUAGGAUAUUGUAUGCUUUCCAUGUGAUAUCCUGUGUGUAAUUUAUAUUUUUGCUAGACUUGUUUUCAUAUUAAUGAAAUUAUCUUGUAACAUUACACAUGUGUCGCUACUCUUGAUAUAGCAAUGAUGACUACAUUAUCAAUUAUGUAUGCUGGGAAUUUACUACAGAAUGUUAAAGAUCAGCAGCCCAUUAACUGUAAAUAUGAUUUCUUUUUCUUAAUUUUCUUAUCUUUAUGAAUAAAAGUAAAAUGAAAAAA